Messenger RNA from Hydra vulgaris (swiftwater hydra), 534 nucleotides. The record is from RefSeq and is a predicted model, not a curated record. NCBI's taxonomy places the organism in Eukaryota, Metazoa, Cnidaria, Hydrozoa, Anthoathecata, Hydridae.
AUGAUUCUCUUGAUUUGGAAAAUACCUGGCAAUGCUGGUCAGGUCAUAAAGGAGCUUCUGAAAGAAAAUGGUGUUGAUGUAGAAAAAUUUAAUUUAAAGUCUAUUUCUACUUUUAAUCAAACUGAAAAUACAAACAAUUGUAAUUCCAAGCUUCGAAGGAGAAAAAGAAGGUUAAAUGUACCAGGCUACAAAAGUAUUUCUAUACCAAUGGAAGUUUCUAAUAAAGUACUUAAAGAUAAGUUAGAGCAAGAUAUUGAAAAAGGCAAAUAUAGAGUCGGAAAAUUAAUUGUUCCAAAAACUUUUACAAAAACAGUUUGUAAAAACAAUAGCUUAGUUACUGAAGAAUUUUUAGUUUCUGGCAGAAAAUUAAGUAUUGAUGAUAUCAGAGCAGAUAUGUAUGAGAACCAUAAGGCUUUUAUGAGAUUAACGAAUGAUCAAAAGUAUUUAGCCUUAAGCAGGGAAACAAUAAUUGACGGUUUGAAAAGAAUCGAUGAGUUAAAUGAUGACUAUGAGAAUAGAAGUUUUUGCAUUUAA